AUGUUUUUCCUCAAAGAAGAAACCAAGGUCAUCACCCUUCACCCUUCUUAUUUCGGGCCCAAUGUGCGCGAGUACCUCAUCAACCGAUUAAAUGAGGAAGAGGAAGGACGAUGCACCGGAGACCAUUUCGUGAUUUGUGUGAUGGAUAUGGUGGAUAUUGGUGAGGGACGGGUGCUACCAUCGAACGGCCAGGCUGAAUACACCAUUAAAUACCGAGCGAUCAUCUGGAAGCCUUUCCGAGGAGAAACUGUUGAUGCCAUUGUUACCUCCGUUAAGCCUACUGGAAUCUUCACCUUGGCUGGUCCAUUGUCCGUUUUUAUUGCGCGAAAAAACAUUCCGUCCGAUAUUAAAUGGGAGCCCAAUACAGUGCCUCCCCAGUACACUGACCAUGCGGAUCAAGUGAUUGAGAAGGGCACAAGUUUGCGGCUCAAGAUCCUGGGUGUCAAGCCAGACGUUGCUGCAAUCAAUGCCAUUGGAACGAUUAAGGAGGAUUAUCUAGGGUGGGUACUUGGUCUGCGGCUCUCUAUGUUUGGCAUUUCUAACAAGCGCAAUUUUCUUCAGACCUUUGUAAUGCAAAUUCGCGAGCCCACGACGAUCAUGACGAUUUAUACCACUACAAACGAGCGCUUGGGGAGAUGUAGUUUACCGCAUAUAGCCAGCAUUAGCGGCCUGACAGCCAGUCAUCGCGGCUGCAAUUGCGAUGUACGAAGUCCAGAGGUUCCAUCGGUUCCGAGAUGGAGAGAAAAUGGUGGGAGCCUCUCAUUUCCGAAUUUUGGGGCAAGCGCGGGCUUCGAAGUGUAG
Aspergillus ochraceoroseus IBT 24754 is the source of this 801-nucleotide messenger RNA. RefSeq names its product DNA-directed RNA polymerase II subunit RPB7. The coding region runs from base 1 to 801 and encodes 266 amino acids. Gene Ontology annotation, biological process: DNA-templated transcription; positive regulation of translational initiation; transcription initiation at RNA polymerase II promoter. Gene Ontology annotation, molecular function: single-stranded DNA binding; translation initiation factor binding; single-stranded RNA binding. The record is from RefSeq and is a predicted model, not a curated record. The transcript has 3 exons. Lineage: Eukaryota; Fungi; Ascomycota; Eurotiomycetes; Eurotiales; Aspergillaceae. Gene Ontology annotation, cellular component: RNA polymerase II, core complex; P-body.